Molecule: messenger RNA, 1167 nt
Organism: Lactuca virosa
Lineage: Eukaryota; Viridiplantae; Streptophyta; Magnoliopsida; Asterales; Asteraceae
Source: the annotation of a GenBank genome assembly
CUCACGCCCACCAUAACCUUAUCGAGCACCGUCCACAGAUAAUCAUCUCUCGUCUUUCUUCUUCAAGCUUCCAAAAUCUCAAGAUAACCUCCAUAACAGCUCAGGCGAAUAACAUACUGCAAGAAACUCACCCUUAAAAUAUCACCAAUUUACAUUGAUUACCCCUAUCGAAUCUUCAACUUUAGUUAUCCAAAUAAUUGCUCAUGGCGUCACCUGAAAAGCCGCCGCCGGCGAUCAUCGUCCAACCGGCGUCCCCAAGGUUUCCAAAACCCGGCGCUUUAAGUGCCGGAACUCAGAGGAAAGUUGCGAUAGCAGUCGAUCUGAGCGAUGAGAGUGCAUACGCCGUGAAUUGGGCAGUUCAGAAUUACCUCCGCCCUGGAGAUUCCGUCAUACUCCUCCACGUCCGUCCUACAUCUGUCCUGUACGGCGCAGAUUGGGGCGUCGUGGAGGAUCCCGACACCGCCACCGAUGAAGAAUCGCAGCAAAAACUCGAAGAUGAUUUCGACGCGUUUACAACCACCAAAGCAAACGAUAUCGCAAAGCCACUAGUCGAUGCCCAAAUCAAUUUCAAGAUCCAUAUAGUGAAAGAUCAUGAUAUGAAGGAGCGAUUGUGUUUGGAAGUUGAAAGGCUAGGGUUAAGUGCUGUGAUUAUGGGGAGCCGAGGGUUUGGUGCUUCUAGAAGGACAUCGAAAGGGCAGAGGCUUGGGAGUGUUAGUGAUUACUGUGUGCAUCACUGUGUGUGUCCGGUGGUGGUUGUGAGAUAUCCAGAUGAUAAAGAUGGCGAAAUUGCUGUUGGAUCACCUCUUCGUGUGAAUGGCGGCAGCGAGGUUUCACUGCAUCCGGUGCCGGAGGAGGAACCGGAGUUUCAUGAUGCAUCGGAUAAACAAUCAGAUCUGGAAAAGCCCUCCUAAAGAAGGGUUUUGGUAUUUGGGUGUUUUGUUGGUGUUUGUUGUGUGUUUCAAAGUGUUUUGGGGAUGAUGAAGAGGUUGCUGAUGUUUUCCUGUUUAAGGGUUUAUUUAGGGUUUAAAAGUGGAUGGUGUUCAGCUGUUUAUGUGUUAAAGCAUUGUCAAAUAGAGUGCUUGUUGAGGUGGUUUGUUGUUAUUAUUAUGGCCUCUUUGAGAUGGAAUGAAAGUUAAUUAUAUUUGUUGUUUUAACAUUCUUAUUCUG